GUCGCUACAAUCCCAUAAUGCCCUGCUCAGCAUGCUGAGAUUGGACGCUGCCCGCUGGAAUGUUCUAAAUGAGUGCGGAUUAUGUGCAUGUCUCUCUCUCAAAUUGCAAGUAAAGCCGCAGCUCGAACGCUUUGUAUCUCUGCCGCUUGGCUGGGCACAGGAAUGAGCGUAGCAGUGGCGCACAGAGGAUUCCUCAAGAAAUAUGGGGGCUUCAUGUUCAAGCAAUGGAAAGAAAAGUAUCUGGUGUUGACGGUGGAAGGAAACCUGAUGGUGUGUCGAGAUGCAGACUCACCAGCUGACCAGGUGGUGGCGCUCCAGAGUAACUGUGAGUCCAUAGUGGAGGGUAAAGAAAUCUUGGACUUGCCCCGUUUACCCCCUGGCGGACGUAGAGACAGCUGCUUUGCCCUCAUCCUGCCCCAAGACAAGUUCCUCCUCCUGCUCUCUGAUAGCCCUGAAGAGUGCAGUCAAUGGCUGAAGUUACUCAGAAAGGUGAAGGAGGGUGUGACUUCACCACUGGCCCUGCAGAGACAGCAGAGCAUCACGCCCUGCAUCACAGACCGGGAGCCGCUUCCAGAUAUCUCCAGUGACAAAGAGCCCACAUCCCCGCACCUCAGCGACAAGGGCUUGAGCUCCCCGCGUGUCCGCUCCAGAGAGAACUCCUUCAGACACAGAGGCAGCAUAAACCAACGGCCUCCCUGCAGCCCCACUGUGGCUCCGCCCCUUCACUCCGCAGACUGCCUGCGCCACGGAAACAGCAGCGAUGCACGGGCUGUGAGAGCCGUCUGUCUGCUGAUGGGUGGAGCAGCCGCGUCCUCAGCGCUGGGCUACCUGAACUCCUGUCCACCUGCCGCCUCUAACCUGGCUGUUCAUGCUCCUGAAAUCACUCACUCCACAGGUUUCUCUGAGAUGGGGGGAGGCAGUUCGUACCAUGCUUGCAGCCAAGCCAUAGAGUCGCCACACAUUAACAGCUUCGACUUUGAGGGAGACUCUGAUUUUGAUGCUUUCGACUGUGGGGGGUUUGCAUUUUAAUGGAAUUUGUUUACGUUAUCCACAGGGUUCACACAUUCAUGGAAAAAGGUGGAAAUGUUAGGGAAUUUGAAAAUUGUUCCCAAACAUUUAAAAAGUAACGGAUAUUCCUGUAGUGAAUAUAUUUAACUUUGAAAUAUUUACUAAAUUUUAAAUAGCUCUUUUGUGAGUGUGAACACAAUAGUUUUAAAAUAAUUAUCCGGUAAUAAGGGGAACUUGAAAAGUCAUACAAACCCAUUGAUCAUAAUAUGUGCAAAUGCUGUUUACAAUGUUUGUUUGAUUAUCUAUUUACAGUAGAAGACAGUAAACUAUGUGAUUUAGAACAUGCAAAG
Messenger RNA from Rhinichthys klamathensis goyatoka, 1358 nucleotides. RefSeq lists its product as uncharacterized. Gene Ontology annotation, cellular component: membrane. The coding region runs from base 82 to 1029 and encodes 315 amino acids. The record is from RefSeq and is a predicted model, not a curated record. Gene Ontology annotation, biological process: regulation of cell differentiation. The transcript has 5 exons. NCBI's taxonomy places the organism in Eukaryota, Metazoa, Chordata, Actinopteri, Cypriniformes, Leuciscidae.